AUGUAUCGUUUCUCUGCAGCUGCAACGGCCAUAUAUUUCUUACAGUCAAUACCGCACUCUCUUCGUACACAUCUACGCCAAAUCAUUCUGAACGAAGAUUACGAGGCCAUUCUUUACCCACAAGAGCACGCCAGAGGCUUAAUUCCGUUCUGCCAACAAUAUCCGAUCCAAGUUGAGCGUCGUGUCAAUCUCUGGAACGUGGUCUUUCAGGAAGAUAUGUUCUAUGAGCACCCUGAUGAGCGAUGUUGGCACAACCAAAUUGCAACAAGACGGACUCCUUGUGUAAUGAAUUCGGACCAGAUAACGGCGAACGUAGCCACGUGGAUCACAGAGGCUCUUGCGCUCGAACAAGAGGGCAUGCCACCAGGAUCAUUCUCACUCCUUCUCGACGGCGAACCGUGCCCUGAUUUAUGCUCACAAAUUUUCGAGUCAAUUGUGCAGCGAGAUGCUGCUUGGCAGCAAGCUUGGACAAAAGCUAUUGAGCGAGGCAUACUCGGCCAUUUUACAUGGUUCGAGAGAAAGGAUCGACCGGGCUACUGGGGUUAUAUAUUCGAACGGUUUCCACAAUCAUUGAUAGAUAUUGCGAGAGCAACAUCUGUUGUGCAUUGCAAUUUCGACAUAGGUGGAUCUUGGGAUGUGGAGUCUAUCGUUUGGAAGCACGUAGGAUGGAGCAGACACAAAUGGGAAAGCGAGUGGUUAAAUCACACACCGCAGUCUUGGGGACCUGAGCCGCCGUUGCCGCAUUGGCGAAUGCUUCUGGAAGACAAUCUCUGGUAA
Molecule: messenger RNA, 777 nt
Organism: Colletotrichum gloeosporioides
Lineage: Eukaryota; Fungi; Ascomycota; Sordariomycetes; Glomerellales; Glomerellaceae
Exons: 2
Coding region: 1-777 (258 amino acids)
Source: RefSeq, a predicted model, not a curated record